Messenger RNA from Ostreococcus lucimarinus CCE9901, 1754 nucleotides. RefSeq lists its product with no specific name. The record is from RefSeq and is a predicted model, not a curated record. NCBI's taxonomy places the organism in Eukaryota, Viridiplantae, Chlorophyta, Mamiellophyceae, Mamiellales, Bathycoccaceae. Gene Ontology annotation, cellular component: cytoplasm. The transcript has a single exon. Gene Ontology annotation, biological process: glucose catabolic process. Gene Ontology annotation, molecular function: manganese ion binding. The coding region runs from base 1 to 1644 and encodes 547 amino acids.
AUGGAGCUUCAUCCGCACCCGACAAUCCCGCAAAAGAAGCCCGUCUUGGUGUGCAUCCUCGACGGUUGGGGAGAGAAUGAAUACGAGGACGAGCACAACGCCGUGCAUGUGGCCAAGACGCCGACGAUGGACGCGCUCAAGGCGAAAGGUCAAUCGUUCUAUCGCACCGUCCAGGCGCACGGUACGGCCGUUGGCCUGCCCACCGAUGCGGACAUGGGGAACUCCGAAGUCGGGCACAACGCCCUGGGCGCGGGGAAGGUGAUCGCGCAGGGAGCGUCCCUGGUUGACAUUGCGCUUGAGACAAAGAACAUGUUUAGCGACGCCGGGUGGGGGUACAUCAAGCCCGCGUUCGCGAACAAUACGCUUCACGUGAUUGGAUUAUUGAGUGAUGGCGGUGUGCACUCGCGCACGGAUCAAAUAUUUGGCUUGAUGCGAGGCGCGCUCGCGGAUGGGUGCAAAAAGUUGCGCCUGCACGUGCUCACCGACGGACGAGACGUUCCGGAUGGUACAUCGCACGAGUACAUGGCAAAACUCGUCGCUGAACUCGACUCGUACACCGCGCAGGGAUGUGAUGCGAAGGUUGCUUCCGGUGGUGGACGCAUGGCGGUGACCAUGGAUCGUUACGAAGCCGACUGGGGUAUGGUUGAGCGGGGCUGGCGCGCGCACGUUUUGGGUGACGCCCCGCAUAAGUUCAAGUGCCCGAAAGAAGCUUUGACGGAGCUUAAGAAGGAUGGAGCCACCGACCAGUACGUUGCACCGUUUGUCAUCGUUGGCGAUGAUGGCGAAGCGGUCGGUACGAUCCAAGACGACGAUGCCGUCGUCAUCUGCAACUUCCGCGCAGAUCGCGUUGUCGAAAUUUCCAAGGCUUUCGAGUAUGCAGACUUUGACUCGUUCGAUCGCGUGCGAUUUCCCAAGACAAAGUUUGUGGGACUGAUGCAGUACGAUGGCGACUUGAAGCUACCGGCGAACUAUCUCGUUCCACCCCCGCUCAUCGAGCGGACUUCUGGCGAAUGGCUCGCGAAGAAUGGAUUGAAAACCUUCGCGUGCUCCGAAACUCAAAAGUUUGGUCAUGUCACCUUCUUUUGGAACGGUAACCGCUCUGGGUACUUCAACGAAAAUCUUGAAACAUAUGUCGAGAUUCCGAGCGACAAUGUGCCUUUUAACCAAGCGCCGUUGAUGAAGGCUCGCGAAAUCACCGCAGCCGGGAAGGAGGCGUUGCUCUCUGGGAAGUACGACGUCGUUCGGAUCAACUACGCUAACCCUGAUAUGGUUGGUCACACCGGUGACAUGGCGGCCACCGUUGCGGCUUGCGAAGAGUGCGAUGCGUGCGUGAAGGAACUUCUCGACCUCGUGGAAGAGUUGGGUGGUAUGUUCCUGGUCACCGCCGAUCACGGCAACGCCGACGACAUGGUGCAGCGCGACAAAAAGGGUGGCGCGUUGAAGGACGACAGCGGCGCACUCUUGGCUCUCACUUCGCACACUCUCGCUCCAGUUCCGGUCGCAAUCGGUGGUCCGGCGUUGCCCACGGGUGUCAAGUUUCGCGACGAUCUCCCAAAGGCUGGUCUCGCCAACGUCACGGCGACGUACAUCAACCUCAUGGGAUACGAGGCGCCGGCUGAGAUGGAGCCCAGUCUCAUCGCGUGAUCGCGACCCGCGGAGCUCUUUGCGACGCGUCUCCACGCGCACUCAAGGUGCUUAAUCUCGAAUCACCAUUAAUCAGUCCUCAUGUCAACAUCAGAUUUUUUCUUUAGACG